AUGAUGGAUUCACCACAUAAGGCAAACCCAUCAAAGGCAAGGCCUCAUGGGAAAGAUGGUGAAGAUUCGGGAUACUGCCUAUCCCACUCUACUUGGAUGGAUAAUGAUUCCCAAAAUGUGCCCAAACAAGACUCGAGAGAGCAAUCGAAAGCUUCUUCACACCACCAUCACCACCGGCAUAGUGGUGAUUCUUCUAUGAACAACCAUGCAAUCUCACAACACCCUUUGUCGCCACAAUACAAUGGUCUACGGUCCUCUCUUCCACCUCCAUCUCCAUCCCCGCCACCAAACCCUUUCCCAUAUCACCAUCCUGAACUGCCCUAUCCUUCUUUUGGGGAAGCUACUUCCCAGGGAAACCCGGCCGCUGAAGAAGCUAACGAAAUCGAGCUUGAGAGAAACGUCGACAGCACAACUGCCGCCAUGCUUGUCCAAAUCCCCAUGGACAUGCAGCUUACAUCACACCAAAUCAAGAUACUCCAAAAGGCGGAACGAUUACCCCCAAUACGUACAAGCACUCUCAGUGAGCUUGACUUGAACCACAUCAUGAGGAAUAUCAACUUGAGGAUAGAUGUCAACUUUGAUCGUGAACUUCAUUUUCAACCUAUUGCAGGUGAGAAAGGCCACGAGAAGCGAAAGUUGGCGGAAGCUUAUUGGGAGGCAAUAGCACUGGAAAUCUCUGUGCAUAGCCAUCAUCCCACCAGCAGAAAGCAAAAGUCUGUCGAUUCAUGGGGACACAAGCGAACAACCAGCGACUCAGUGGGAGCUUUUGAGCCACGCUUACCGGCUAUGCUUGAGACCUUAAAGGAUGUCGUAAGCAGUCUAGUUCCGGAAAGAGAUCAACAAAGCGUCAUGCAAAAUCUAGAUGUUCCAUUUCUUUUGCAACAAGUGCAUAAAGGUGUACUGGAUAUGGUCAAUCUUACGAAAUGGCUUGCCACAUUGUUGAAAACCCACUGCGCACCAAUGAGAGAUCCAUGGGCUGAUAGAAUGGUCGCCGAGAUUAGCGAAGGCUGUGAAACUGGUAAUAUAUACAAAAUGGUGGAGGGGCUCAGAACGAUGUUUGGGACGCUAGAGUCUAUGAAAUUGGAUGUCGCGAAUCAUCAGAUACGAGCAUUCAGGGUGAUUUUAAUAGACGACACUGUCCGAUUCCUACAAAGCGACUUGAAGAAAAGAAUAGCAGCAAAUGCUAUAGACAUUCAACGGGCAAGGAGAUGGUAUCUUAACCUUGGCCACCAACCGCUCUCCAAAUCUCCAUAUUUACAACACGAACUAAGAGGAAGCUAUGCUCCCAUCACUCCCCUCUUCAUCGGCCUUUUUUCUUUCCUGAUGCCAUUUGAACAUCCAAAGAGACUUGAGGACAUAUUUGAAUUUGAGGCCGAUAGACUUUGGUUUAUACGGGCUGAUAUACAGGACCUGAUAGGGCUUAAAAUAUGUUCUCGCGUGUUUGAAAUAGUUGCGAAAGAGCAGGGUCGGCAUAGGCAUAGUCCUUACUACCAGCAGGCAAAAGCUGCACUCCCAUCUCGCAUUUGCAGCAUCCUCGACAACUGCUCUGAUGGUAUGUCUGCUGGAUUCAAUGCCCGCCAUGUCAACACCAACUCUCCAACUACCAAUCAUAAAUGGAAAAACAACAUGGGCUUGGUCACGCUAGAGAUUGCACAAUGUAUUUGUUCUCUGGAAGGUUACAGCAAGAGCAAUACAUUUCCCGACAGAAAGACUUUGGAGUACGUUGAGAAAUGCCUCGACUCUUUCUUUUCGUCUCCAACUGGUCAAUUUCGCGAAUUCAACCUGUCGGUUCAGGGGGAACUUGAGGAGGCCACUUUUGGAUAUGUCAAAAGAUACUUAACCAUGACCCCCCUCGAGAUAUCCGAAGACCAACGCCCUAGAGAAUACCCGGAGUCAACGAAAUAUGCCUACCCUCAGAGACUGCUACCAGAUGUCGAUGGCAUAGCCAAACGUUUAGCUCAUGUUGGGGUCCUACACUGGAGAGUAUGGGCUCCAGUAUUAUACCUACGUGAGGGCCCUGGGAUAGCAUUUGCUCCUGGAAGCAAUAUCAGUACAAUGUACGCGACGGAGUGA
Trichophyton rubrum CBS 118892 is the source of this 2073-nucleotide messenger RNA. RefSeq lists its product as uncharacterized. The transcript is spliced from 2 exons. The record is from RefSeq and is a predicted model, not a curated record. NCBI's taxonomy places the organism in Eukaryota, Fungi, Ascomycota, Eurotiomycetes, Onygenales, Arthrodermataceae. The coding region runs from base 1 to 2073 and encodes 690 amino acids.